This is a messenger RNA of Sorghum bicolor (sorghum), 1343 nucleotides long. RefSeq names its product probable 6-phosphogluconolactonase 3, chloroplastic. The transcript is spliced from 3 exons. The record is from RefSeq and is a predicted model, not a curated record. Gene Ontology annotation, molecular function: 6-phosphogluconolactonase activity. The coding region runs from base 56 to 1030 and encodes 324 amino acids. Gene Ontology annotation, biological process: carbohydrate metabolic process; pentose-phosphate shunt. Lineage: Eukaryota; Viridiplantae; Streptophyta; Magnoliopsida; Poales; Poaceae.
UCUUUCCCCCACCAACAACCUGCUCUCCAUUUCCAAUUUCCACGCCGCCGCCAACAUGCCUACCUCCGCCGCCGCCUCCGCCACCGCCGCGUGGGCCACCCUAUCCUCCGUCAAUCCCCGCCGGUCGUCGUCUGCGCUCAGGCUCCCACCGUCCCUCCGCCGGUCCCUUCCCAGCAGACUCUCAUCGUCGUCACCCUCGCGCUCUCCGCUCGUGCCGGUCUCCGCCAUGGCCUCUCCCGCCGCCGCCGCCUCCGGUGAGACGGCCUCCAGGAAGAAACUCAUCAUAUUCGAUGCCGAGGAGGACCUCGCGGCGUCGCUGGCCAAGUACACGGCGGAGUUGUCGGCAAAGUUCGCGGCGGAGAGGGGCGCCUUCACUGUCGUCCUCUCCGGCGGCUCCCUCGUGAAGGCCCUCAGGAAACUAGCGGAGCCGCCGUACCUGGAGGCGGUGGAUUGGAGUAAAUGGCAUGUGUUCUGGGUGGAUGAGAGGGUGGUGCCCAAGGAUCACGCGGAUAGCAACUACAAGCUCGCCUCAGAUGAGUUCCUCUCUAAGGUGCCAAUUCCUGCUGACCAAGUUUAUGCCAUAAAUGAUGCACUGUCAUCCGAGGGUGCUGCAGAGGAUUAUGAAACUCGUUUAAAGCAACUUGUUAAGGAUGGUGUGAUUGAAACAUCAACAGUGUCCGGGUUCCCCAAGUUCGAUCUUAUGCUUAUGGGGAUGGGACCUGAUGGCCACAUUGCCUCACUCUUCCCUGGCCACCCUGUAGUCAAUGAAAACCAGAAGUGGGUCACCUUUGUCAAGGAUUCUCCGAAGCCACCACCAGAGAGAAUAACCUUCACUUUCCCGGUGAUAAAUUCGUCAGCGCACAUCGCACUUGUGGUCACCGGUGCCGGCAAAGCUGGUGCUGUUCAUAAAGCACUUUCGGGAGGGCAAAAGACAUCAGAUUUGCUGCCUGUUGAGAUGGUUUCUCUUCAGGAUGGGGAGCUCAUUUGGUUCACUGACAAGCCAGCGGUGUCAAUGUUGUCAAGCAUUUGAAGCCACGAUUGUAUAAAUCUGAAAGUUUCAUCUGAAGGAAUUCGUACAUGUUUGAUGGGAAUCUAUUGGGUUCGGCAUGAAACUAUGAGGUGUUUAUGUGUUUAUAUAAAUUGUGCUGGGGAAAUUUGUCUUGGACUCCAGUUUCUACCCAAUAAUGGUCUUUUAUGGUUUUCGAUUUGGUUGAGCAUACACCGUAUCUUGCAAAUGUGUGCUUGUAAAUGUUAUCUAGCACGUGAACUGUGAUGUUUUAUAAUUCUUCUAAGGAACAUCAGCUGAAGAGGAUUUUUUACUAGUAUUUGCACUUGCUAGCACA